Messenger RNA from Dentiscutata erythropus, 783 nucleotides. The record is from the annotation of a GenBank genome assembly. Lineage: Eukaryota; Fungi; Glomeromycota; Glomeromycetes; Diversisporales; Gigasporaceae.
AUGUCUUUUUGUUCAGCCAUUAAUUUUAGUGCUAGCGUUAGCAAUACCUGUAAUAUACAGGAUGGUAUACUACGCAUAAUGAUUAGUAAUAUCCAAUUGAUCCUGAAUGGAAAUGUGAUCUCAGCCACUGAUAACCAAGAGAAAAUCCAGAUAGAAAAAUACAAUCAUGAACAGGAACCUGCAGAUCAGCAGCAUCAACGGAAGAUCGCUAUAGCGAAAAACCUGGUUGAUACAACGGCAUUAAUUAUUGAUGUAAUCUGGGAUAAAUCUUCCCCAAGUCUUAAUGCGCAAGGCAUUUCACUUCGUCUAUUCAUUCAAGAAAUUUUACGUAGAUCGAGAACUUCUUGGACCACCCUCCAAACGGCAUUGUUUUAUCUUUUACGGAUAAAAUCUAAAAUUGCAACACUUCAACUUGAAUCAUUGACAAAAGAAUCAACUACUAAAACUAAUAAUAACAAAAAUGAUCCGGCUACCUGUGGUCGUCGAAUGUUUCUCGCAUCACUUAUAAUAGCCUCGAAGUAUCUCCAUGAUUGCAAUUAUGCCAACAGUGCUUGGUCAAAAAUAUCCGGUUUACCAAUAAAAGAUAUUAAUGCAAUCGAACGACGAUUUCUUACCCUUAUUGAAUAUGAUUUAUUUAUUAAAGAUAAUAUUUUUAAGAAUUGGACAAAUUUUUUGAGAUCACAUAUCUGUACUAUUUCUGGAUGUGAAGUUAUUCAAAAAAAUACAUCGAGUAUAGUCGAAAAUCAACAAGCUAUCACACAAUUUGUCGAAUGUAGGGUGUGA